AUGACCUCACCUGAACAAAGAGGAAACAUUGUUAUUUAUGACUCAUUCAACACUUGUAUGGAUAUAGACUUGCGUAAUAUUACAGAAGACGGUGUUGCUAUGUCAAAUUUGCCGGUUGACUUUACAGUUGUCGCUUCUACGCAAAAGACUGGACAGUCUUCGAGGCCGCUACUUAUUGCUGCUAAAAGUUCUGAUACGGACAAUACUAUAAAGCAAAACGAAAAUAGCGUUAUUCAUGUUUCUCUGCAGGGGAAAAGCGGUGUAGAUCAGAAAAUGUCUUUGGAGGAAAGGCGAAGGCAGCGGAACAAGAUUUCUGCUAGAAACUUUCGAGCACGAAGAAAGGAAUAUGUUCAACGUCUAGAAACAACCGUGCAAGAACAACAGAAUGAGAUAUUACGACUCAAUCAAUUAUUAGCAUAUUUUAAAGAAACCAACACAAAAUUAACACAAGAAGUGGAACAACUACGUUUGUACCAUUGA
Molecule: messenger RNA, 480 nt
Organism: Paraglomus occultum
Lineage: Eukaryota; Fungi; Glomeromycota; Glomeromycetes; Paraglomerales; Paraglomeraceae
Source: the annotation of a GenBank genome assembly